AGGUUCAUGACAACCCCGCGCGCCACUUUCUGCCCGGUGCCGAUGAUCUCUAGCAAGAAGCUUUCCUAUCACCUAGACACCUAUCGGCUCCGACGGCAGUACCUACGGCGGGCAUGUACGGCAUCAGCACGUAUGGCCCACACAAGCAACCCUCUUCAAGCGCCAAGGCGAAUGGGUUUCUCCAAUGGAAGCUGGUGAUUCUAUCACGGUUGGGCCCUGACACUUUCCUGACUUUGCAACCUUGCCAAUCUCAGAGAGUGCCAUGCUCUUCAGAUCAAUCAACGGCUCAGGUCGAAAGAGUGGAUCUUUGGGAGUUCUUGGGAAGCAUUCAUCCUCGAAGAGUAAGACCACAAUGACGUACAUACGGCACUUGUCCCUUCAAAACCCACUGGUGUGCACUUGUUGGAUCGUAGGACUAGUGUACAGCCGAGGGCAGUGAAGUACCCCUGCGGUAAUCCUCAUGA
Messenger RNA from Neurospora tetraspora, 464 nucleotides. RefSeq lists its product as uncharacterized. The transcript has 2 exons. NCBI's taxonomy places the organism in Eukaryota, Fungi, Ascomycota, Sordariomycetes, Sordariales, Sordariaceae. Bases 114 to 356 code for a protein of 80 amino acids. The record is from RefSeq and is a predicted model, not a curated record.